AUAUUUUUUUUUGCCAUUUUGGGCCUAUAAUUACAUACUAUCUAAACUCUCAAGCCGAUACUGAAGAAGAAUGUGGAAGCUGAAGACGGCGGAAGGCGGGAGCCCAUGGCUGCGGACGCUGAACGGCCACGCCGGCCGGCAGUUUGCUAAGGAGAACCCCAUAAGUACACUGUUACCACAAGUAACAAUGAAGGACAAUGAAGAUGUUACGAGAGAUAAAGUAACUACUACCCUGAAAAGAGCAUUGACUUUCUACUCAAGUAUACAAGCUGAUGAUGGUCAUUGGCCAGGAGAUUAUGGAGGUCCAAUGUUUCUAAUGCCGGGUUUGGUCAUUGCUCUUUCUAUCACUGGUGCAUUGAAUACAGUGUUAUCGAAAGAACAUAGACGCGAGAUGUGCCGUUAUCUUUACAAUCACCAGAAUAGUGAUGGUGGCUGGGGUUUGCAUAUUGAAAGCCAUAGUACCAUGUUGGGUUCUGUUUUGAGCUAUGUUACCUUAAGGCUGCUUGGAGAGGGAGCUAAUGAUGGAGGUGGAGCAAUGGAGAAGGGUCAGAAAUGGAUUUUGGAUCGUGGUGGUGCUACUUAUAUAACAUCGUGGGGGAAAAUGUGGCUCUCAGUGCUUGGUGUAUUUGAAUGGUCUGGAAAUAACCCCCUUCCUCCAGAGAUAUGGCUUCUUCCCUAUAUUCUUCCAAUCCAUCCAGGAAGAAUGUGGUGCCACUGUAGGAUGGUUUAUCUGCCUAUGUCCUACUUGUAUGGUAAAAGAUUUGUUGGUCCAGUUACACCAACAGUUUUAUCUUUGAGGAAGGAGCUGUUCCCAAUCCCUUAUCAUGAAAUUAACUGGGACCAGGCACGAAACCAAUGUGCAAAGGAAGAUCUCUUUUACCCUCAUCCUGUAGUACAGGACAUACUGUGGGCAGCCCUUGAUAAGCUUGUUGAACCUUUUUUGAUGUGUUGGCCUGGGAACAAGUUGAGAGAUAAAGCUCUUCGCACUGUAAUGGAGCAUAUACAUUACGAAGAUGAAAACACUAGAUACAUAUGCAUUGGCCCUGUGAACAAGGUAUUAAAUAUGCUUUGCUGCUGGGUUGAAGAUCCUAAUUCAGAAGCUUUCAAACUGCAUCUACCAAGGCUCUACGAUUACAUUUGGGUUGCCGAAGAUGGCAUGAAAGUGCAGGGAUAUAAUGGCAGCCAAUUAUGGGACACUGCAUUUGCUGUUCAAGCAAUCAUUUCUACAGACCUUGUUAAAGAAUAUGGCAAAACUUUGAGGAAAGCACAUGAAUACAUAAAGAACUCCCAGGUAUUAGAUGACUGCCCAGGAAAUCUCGACAGCUGGUAUCGUCAUAUCUCUAAAGGAGCUUGGCCUUUCUCGACUGCAGAUCAUGGAUGGCCCAUAUCAGAUUGUACUGCAGAGGGAUUGAAAGCAUCUCUUGCAUUAUUAAAAUUACCGCCAGAAGUUGUUGGGGAGCCAUUAGACACCAAGGGCUUGUAUGAUGCUGUAAAUGUUAUUCUCUCGUUACAGAACCCAAAUGGGAGCUAUGCAACCUAUGAACUCACAAGAUCAUAUCCAUGGUUGGAGUUAAUCAACCCUGCUGAGACUUUUGGUGAUAUUGUCAUUGAUUACCCCUAUGUUGAGUGCACUUCAGCUUCAAUUCAAGCACUGAUGGCAUUUAAGAAAUUGUUCCCCGGACAUAGGAGGGAAGAGCUGGAGCAUUCAAUAGAAAAAUCUGCAAAGUUCAUCGAAAAGAUUCAAAAACCAGAUGGCUCAUGGUAUGGCUCUUGGGGUGUUUGCUUCACUUAUGGCACAUGGUUUGGGGUAUUGGGCCUCGUGGCUGCUGGAAGGAAUUCCAACAAUUCCAGUAUCCGCAAGGCUUGUGACUUUCUGUUGUCCAAACAACUUCCUUCUGGUGGCUGGGGAGAGAGUUAUCUAUCUAGCAGUAAAGGGGUUUAUACAAAUAUUGAAGGCAACAGAUCUCAUGUAGUACACACGGCAUGGGCUUUGUUGACCCUCAUUGCUGCUGGACAGGCUGAGAGGGAUCCGAUGCCAUUACAUCGUGCUGCAAAAUUAUUAAUCAAUUCUCAGUUGGAAAAUGGAGAUUUCCCUCAACAGGAAAUAGUUGGAGUCUUCAACAAGAACUGCAUGAUAUCAUAUUCUGCCUAUAAGAAUGUAUUUCCCGUUACUCCUAAAGUUGGACACGGUUCUGGUACGAAACUGAUAUUGGAACCGGCGGUUCUAGAAUCGGAACUGGUACCAGGAACUGCUGGGGAACCGGAAUCAGUUCGACCUACAUUUCAAUCGUCUGCAAAGCUCAACUCUCUCAAUUCUCGUUUGCUUUCUGACAAUCUGAUCGGAACGACUCUUUCACAGUGGCAGGUAUGGAAGAGAUGAAAGAAAUUACGGGUGGAUUUGUAGAAGAAGAAGAAGCUUUGAAAGAUGGCAAUUUAUUUUCUGAAUUGAAGCUCUACUGUAAGAGUGGAAAAUCAGGGAUGAAGGAUGGGUUUAGAAAGGAUGGGAUAAAUUCCAAAUAAGGAAUAAGAGAUAAACACACUCUUAUCUUAAUUUGGAGCCAAAUUAAUACUAAAGGAUAAGCUCACCUCUAGAUUAACUUGGGGUUGAAUUCUAGUAUUUAAUUAAGAUAUGACACACUUAAUCAAAUAUCUAGAACCUAAAACUCACACUUAAGAUAACCACUCUUAAGAUAUAGAAUUAGGAAUUUGGCUAAAAUAGCAUCACACUAUUUUAUAAAUACUCAAAGAGUAAAAGGGAGUUUUAAUAUUCAAAGUUGUGUUUACAAUGGCAAUAGGGCCUGAUUAUAUAGGCAGGUGGAAGGGAGAAGAAAUACACAAUACAUUGAAUGUAGACAUAAGGAAACUUCCUAGCAACAUCCUCUCUCAAAGCCUUGAAAUAUCAGCCAUGUUUUAGGUCCUUUUAUUGGAAAAAAAUCAGGGAUGAGUGUGGUUGUAGGGUCUCCAAUGAAAGGCAAACCAAGGG
Cuscuta campestris is the source of this 2983-nucleotide messenger RNA. NCBI's taxonomy places the organism in Eukaryota, Viridiplantae, Streptophyta, Magnoliopsida, Solanales, Convolvulaceae. The record is from the annotation of a GenBank genome assembly.